Messenger RNA from Cololabis saira (Pacific saury), 3075 nucleotides. Its product is annotated as NACHT, LRR and PYD domains-containing protein 12-like. The record is from RefSeq and is a predicted model, not a curated record. NCBI's taxonomy places the organism in Eukaryota, Metazoa, Chordata, Actinopteri, Beloniformes, Belonidae. Bases 1 to 2553 code for a protein of 850 amino acids. Gene Ontology annotation, molecular function: protein binding. The transcript is spliced from 10 exons.
AUGGAUCAGUGUGAGGACGAGACAGUUCCUCUGGAACAGAAGAGAGGACGAGGAGCUCAGAGCAGUCAGCUUCAAACACAUGACGAUGUGACGUCUGAGGACCAGGAUGACUCCAGGAAUGACAGCUAUCAUGUAAAAAUGUGGUUGAAGGACACUUUGAAGAAUUUGGACUCCAGUAGGCUGAAGGAAUUCCAAUGGUACCUGAACAAUGCAGAUCAAUCAAAGGAUGGUUUCAAACCGAUCGAACUGUGUUAUCUGGAGCAUGCGGACAGACUGGACACAGUAAAUCUGAUGGUGCAGAGGUUCUCCUCAAAGACCAGAGAGGUGGCCGAGACAAUUUUAAAGAAGAUAAAAAGUGAUAAAGGAAUCUGCAGCUUUGAAAAGUUCCAGGUCUUGUUCAUCUUUGACGGUCUGGAUGAGAGUCGACUUCCUCUGGACUUUCACAACUCUACAAUCGUCAGUGACCCCAGAAGGUCCACCUCAGUGGACGUGCUGCUGACAAACCUCAUCAGGGGGAAACUGCUUCCUUCUGCUCGUCUCUGGAUCACCACACGACCCGCAGCAGCCGAUCAGAUCCCUCCUUACUGUAUUGACAUGGUGACGGAGGUCAGAGGGUUCACUGACCCACAGAAGGAGGAAUACUUCAGGAAGAGGUUCAGAGAAGAGGAGCAGACCAGCAGGAUCAUCUCCCACAUCAAGACAUCACGGAGCCUCCACAUCAUGUGCCACAUCCCAGUCUUCUGCUGGAUCACUGCUACGGUCCUGGAGAAAGUCCUGAAAACCAGAGAGGGAGGGGGGCUGCCCAAGACCCUGACUGAGAUGUACAUCCACUUCCUGGUGGUCCAGGCCAAACUUAAGAGGGCCAGGUAUGACGGAGGAACUGAGACGGAUCCACACUGGAGUCCAGAGAGCAGGAAGAUGGUGGAGUCUCUGGGAAAACUGGCUUUUGAGCAGCUGCAGAAAGGAAACCUGAUCUUCUAUGAACCAGACCUGAGAGAGUGUGGUUUCGAUGUCAGAGAGGCUUCAGUUUACUCAGGAGUGUUCACCCAGAUCUUUAGAGAUGAGAGCAACCUGUACCAGGACCAGGUCUUCUGCUUCAUCCAUCUGAGUGUCCAGGAGUUUCUGGCUGCUCUUCAUGUCCAUCAGACCUUCAUCAAGUCUGGAGUCAACCUGCUGGAGGAACAACAGUGGUUCUUCUGGUGGUUUAAGACUGACUUCUAUCAGACAGCUGUGGACAAGGCCUUACAGAGUCCCAACGGACACCUGGACUUGUUCCUGCGCUUCCUCCUGGGUCUUUCAGUGGAGACCAAUCAGAACCUCCUACGAGGUCUGAUGACAUCAAACCAAAGGAGUUUACAGAACAAUCAGGAAACAGUUAAAUACAUCAAGAAGAAGAUCAGUAAGGACCUGUCUACAGAGAGAAGCAUCAACCUGUUCCACUGUCUGAAUGAACUGAACAAUGGUUCUCUGGUGAAGGAGGUCCAACGGUUCCUGAGGUCUGGACAUCUCUCCACAGAUGAACUGUCUCCUGCUCAGUGGUCGGCUCUGGUCUUCAUCUUACUGUCAUCAGAAGAUCUGGAGGUGUUUGACCUGAAGAAGUUCUCAGCUUCAGAGGAGGUUCUACGGAGGCUGCUGCCGGUGGUCAAAGCCUCCAAGAAAGCUGAGUUGAGUGGCUGUUACCUCUCAAAGAACAUCUGUCCACUUCUGUCCUCAGUUUUCAGCUCUCAGUCCUCCAGUCUGAGAGAGCUGGACCUGAGCUACAACGACCUGCGGGAUUCUGGACUGAAGAAGCUGUGUCCUGGACUGGAGAGUCCACACUGUCACCUGGAGUCUCUCAGGUUGGAGAACUGCUGGUUGUCAGAGAUCAGCUGUUCUUCUCUGGGCCCAGCUCUGAAGUCCAACCCCUCCCAUCUGAAACUUCUGGACCUGAGCAGGAACGACGACCUGCAGGAUUCAGGAGUGAAACAUCUGAGUGGAUUUCUGGAGAGUCCAGACUGCAGACUGGAGUAUCUGAGAUUGGUGGACUGCAGGUUGUCAGAGAUCAGCUGUUCUUCUCUGGUCUCAGCUCUGAAGUCCAACCCCUCCCAUCUGAAACUUCUGGACCUGAGUGAGAACAAGGAGCUGCAGGAUUCAGGAGUGAAACAUCUGUGUGGAUUUCUGGAGAGUCCAGACUGCAGACUGGAGACUCUGAGAUUGGUGUGGUGCAGGUUGUCAGAGAUCAGCUGUUCUUCUCUGGUCUCAGCUCUGAAGUCCAACCCCUCCCAUCUGAAACAUCUGGACCUGAGCAGGAACUACGACCUGCAGGAUUCAGGAGUGAAACAUCUGUGUGGAUUUCUGGAGAGUCCAGACUGCAGACUGGAGACUCUGGGAUUGUGGAAGUGCAGUUUGUCAGAGAUCAGCUGUUCUUCUCUGGUCUCAGCUCUGGAGUCCAACCCCUCCCGUCUGAAACUUCUGGACCUGAGUUACAACAAGAACCUGCAGGAUUCAGAUGUGAAGCAGCUUUAUGAUCUGGUGAAGAGUCCAGACUACCAGCUGCAGACUCUCAGCUGGUGAUGAUGAGAGAGUCCAGGACGGACGAGUCGUGUCCUGAUCGUCCUCAGAGUUGAAGCAGAACCAGUUUGUGUGGACAGACUCUGACUGGACCGUGAUGAUGAUGAUGAUGAUGAUGAUGAUGAUGAGGUUGAUGAUGAUGAUGAUGUUGAUGAUGAUGAGGAUGAGGAUGAUGAUGGUGAGGAUGAUGAUGAUGAUGAUGAUGAUGGUGAUGAGGAUGAGGAUGAGGAUGAGGAUGAUGAUGAUGAUGAUGAUGAUGAUGAUGAUGGUGAUGAUGAUGAUGAUGAUGAUGAUGAUGAUGAUGAUGAUGAUGAUGAUGAUGAAGAUGUACAUAGUCUCAGCUUAGUUUGUUUCUGUCUUCCAGCCUUUUACAAACUUCUCAGAUAUUCAUGUAUUUCAGUAGCAGCCGGUGUAGUUUUCUCCAGGGGGGUUUAUACCAAAUUCCAAAAUAGACAUAUACCAAAAAGCAGCCAAAUGAUGUACUAAAGUAUCACUUCUUUAUUUGAAUAAAUGAAAUCAACAAUA